UUUUACGCUGGUUUUACGCACGGAGGGGUGAGUUUACGUAUUACGCAGCGUACGCCAGACUGAGAGCGCAGCGAGGAAAAUCCCUGCAGUGGGACAGUCAAUUUCCUCAGAAGUAAUUGGAGAGAGCUUUUUCUCCAGCCAAAAUGACAGACACAAAACGUCUCGCUUUCUCCAUUAUCCAGUUUCUCCAUGACCAGCUCAGGUCUGGGGAAUUGUCGUCAGAUGCUCAAGAAAGUUUAGAAGUUGCCAUCCAGUGUCUGGAGACAGCAUUCAGUGUCUCAGUGGAGGACCAGAGUUUAGAAGUUACUGAAACUUUGCCAGAAUUAUUUGCAAAAGCCACUCCAAAGGUAAAAAACACACCUGAAGUUAAAGUCAACUCUACCAGUAAUCCCCUAACAGAGGAUCAGAUAGCAGAGGCAGAAAGACUUAAGAGUGAUGGAAAUGACCAAAUGAAAGUAGAAAACUUCAGUGCGGCAGUGGAAUUCUACUCAAAAGCCAUUCAGAUUAAUCCAGAGAAUGCGGUUUAUUACUGCAACAGAGCUGCAGCAUACAGCAAACUUGGCAACUAUGCUGGAGCAGUUCAAGAUUGUGAACUUGCAAUUGGAAUUGAUCCAAACUACAGCAAAGCGUAUGGAAGGAUGGGGCUGGCUCUGGCCAGUUUGAACAAACACACAGAGGCUGUGAGCUACUAUAAGAAAGCCCUUGAACUGGACCCUGAGAAUGAGACAUACAAAUCAAAUUUGAAAAUAGCAGAGCAGAAAAUGAAAGAAACGCCCAGCCCAACAGGGGGUAUGGGUGGAGUUGACCUUGCUGGUUUGCUUAGUAAUCCUGGUUUCAUGAGUAUGGCUUCUAAUUUAAUGAGUAACCCACAAGUACAACAACUGGUGUCAGGAAUGAUGUCUGGAGCCUACGGUGGUCCUAUGGGGGGUGGCACUGCUUCCCCAGCAGCAGCAGCGGCGGCGGCAGCAGCAACAGCAACACCAACACCAGGAGCCCCAAAUGACCUCUCUGGCCUUAUUCAAGCUGGCCAACAGUUUGCACAGCAAAUGCAGCAGCAGAAUCCUGAGCUUAUUGAGCAGUUGAGAAGCCAAAUCCGCAGCCGGCCACCCAGUGCUAGUAAUGAAGAGCAAUGACACUUAAAAUGCUAAAGCUUCAUCCUGGGACACACAGAAAAGACUGGCUGGUUAUCAUUUUCUUUUUAACAUUUUUUUUUGAUCGGUUAUUCUUACAACUCCAGGGACAAGACCAAUUUUAUAUAAAGAUGAGGUGCAUGUGUGUCUGGCUUCCUUCCCUGCCUUGCCUGUCUUGGAAGAAACCAGUGUAGCCUAAAAUCUUAAGGUCAUAGCUGGCCGCUUAGACGAUAAAAAAAAAACUCGGCUGUACAGAAACGUCACACUGGUUUAAUGUAUGAUUUCAGUGUAACUAAUCCAUGCAACUGGAUUGAAUCACUGCUACACAGACUGUCUGCAGACCUGCCAACCCAAAGUGAUUCACUUCUACAGUAACAGCAGGCUUUGUCUGAUCAGAUGACUUUGUAACCGAUAUGUACAAUGCAAACAUAAUGCAUAUUAAAUGUCAGAUUCUGAGUAGGACCUCAUCUUUUUCAUCCACUGGUAACCACAGCCUUGAUGUAAUGCUUUAGACUUUAUAACACCAGUCAUGCUGUGAUCGUUAUACAGCGGGUUUAUAUAACGUAAGCAUGACUGUUCACUGCAAGUGUCAUUUGGUUUUUAAUUAAAAAUUGGGAGUUUUGCACCAAACCUUCUCUCUGAUGCAUCAUGAAUGUAAAUCUAUGCUCAGACUGUGGACAAAUCGGAUUUGUUUUUUUUUAACCAAACUGUUGAGAUGUCUGCACUGUUAUUUGCAAGUGAUGAGAUCAGAUUGCUGUGGUAACAAGGUCAAUGAGAGGAUCUAAGGUUUGGCGCUCUUCUUCGACCCCCACACUUCCAACACUCUGGAUAUUAUGAGGUUGUUGUUUAAAAACUGAAUUAAACUGAGAUCACCUCUUGAGAAGAAUUA
Molecule: messenger RNA, 2019 nt
Organism: Astyanax mexicanus (Mexican tetra)
Lineage: Eukaryota; Metazoa; Chordata; Actinopteri; Characiformes; Acestrorhamphidae
Gene: sgta
Product: small glutamine rich tetratricopeptide repeat co-chaperone alpha
Exons: 12
Coding region: 144-1133 (329 amino acids)
Biological process (GO): post-translational protein targeting to endoplasmic reticulum membrane
Cellular component (GO): TRC complex; membrane
Molecular function (GO): molecular adaptor activity; protein binding
Source: RefSeq, a predicted model, not a curated record